Messenger RNA from Drosophila miranda, 748 nucleotides. RefSeq lists its product as uncharacterized. Bases 36 to 611 code for a protein of 191 amino acids. The transcript is spliced from 2 exons. Lineage: Eukaryota; Metazoa; Arthropoda; Insecta; Diptera; Drosophilidae. Gene Ontology annotation, molecular function: nucleic acid binding. The record is from RefSeq and is a predicted model, not a curated record.
UCGUCGCAAGCUGCCGACAGACAUCUUCUGCGAUAAUGCCACUAACUUUGGCACCUCAUUUCGGAGGCCUUUGGGAAGCGGCAGUCAAGAGUGCAAAGGGGCUGUUAAAUCGUACGCUGGCCAACACCAGGUUCACCUUCGAAGAGUUGAGCACUGUCGUCGUCGAGAUAGAAUCGAUCCUCAACUCGCGCCCGCUAUCGCCGCUUUCGUCAGACCCAAAUGACUAUAGCACUCUCACGGCUGGUCAUCUCUUGGUUGGCGAAUCAUUGCGAUCACUACCUGAAAGGUCCCUCGAGAAUAUCAAGCUGUCAAGUAUGGACCGCUACGAUGCGAUUACGGCCGUCAAGCAACGGUUUUGGAAGCAAUGGUCUGCUGACUAUGUCAACGAAUUGCGAUCGCGCACGAAGUGGACAGCAACCUCAACGAACCUCACCGAGGGCACGUUGGUCAUCAUCCAUGAGGACAACCUGCCACCGCUACGCUGGAAACUAGGCCGAGUGCAGUCUACUGUGCUUGGGAAGGAUGGACUUGUACGGGUGGUGCACCUCCGCACUGCAAAUGGAACAUGUUGCAGGCCAAUACACAAGUUGGCAAUUCUUCCGGUGGUUUGAAAGCAGUCCUUUCAACGGGGCCGGGAUGUUCGGUGAAACUCCUUUAAGGAACAAGUAUUCAAAUGACCCUCGUAAAAUAGAGAGCCUACGCUCACUUUUUGUAUUUACUCACCAUAAUUGUACUAAAUUCACCACUG